This is a messenger RNA of Ceutorhynchus assimilis (cabbage seed weevil), 1270 nucleotides long. NCBI's taxonomy places the organism in Eukaryota, Metazoa, Arthropoda, Insecta, Coleoptera, Curculionidae. The record is from the annotation of a GenBank genome assembly.
GUUUGCACUGGUGCAUAACAAAUUCGUAUAGUGGCGUAGUUUUUUUUAAAAUCAAAAAUGGAUGUUUUAGAAGAGCUCAGCGGCACUGAGCUCGAAGAAUUAGCUCAAAUAUAUCAAAACCACAGCCAUGAUUACCCGCAUUUGCACAGUUUUUUGCAGUGCUGCCUCAAAUCGAAAAAACUGCAACUCGACCACGUUCAAGUAUUCUGUCCAAAAAACUGGAGACGAAAUGGUACUUUUGUAGCCUCUAUGCCUCGCCAUGGGCACGACAUUGUGUUGCACAGCCUUGAUCCAAAAGGUACCGAUUUAUUGGAGGCCCUGAAAAAAACUAAAAGGUUUCAAUACACUAGAAACCCCAACAGGAACGUGACAGUUUUUUUUGCAGUGCAUGAGAAUUUUAUUGGGCCAAUUCACAAUCUACUCGUGCAACAAAAAUGCGAAUUAUUGCAGGCAAAUCUAACAAACCUGUGGUGUUUAAGGCAACAGGAGGGAAUUAAAUUUGAGAUCAAUAUAGCUUCUGAAGCUUAUCUCAAAAAAGUAGAAGCAAAAGACGUGCCGCUGAUAAUGAGUUUGUGGGAACAUACUUAUGCGGCUGCAACCCAGAAAAGGCUCAAUUUUAUUAAACUCACCCCCGGUUAUGGGCUUUAUUUAAAAUCUAACCAUCAGCUAGUUGCCUGGGUGACUUCAUCUUGUCUAGGACAAAUUGCCAGUCUUCACACUUUGAAGGAGCACAGAAACAAGGGGUACGGCACCGUCGUACUGAAGGCAAUGAUCAAAUCGUUGGCCGAAAAUGGUUUUGAUGCUUGUGCGACUGUGCAUAUUGGCAAUACAGCCUCCGAAGCCCUGAUGAAAAAGUUGGGAUUCAAAAUUAUAAAUAGGUGUCGGUUUUUCGAUGUUCAUAACAAGAACUGAAUUAUAUUUGAAUAAAUGUCGUUAAAACAGGACUUAGUAAAGCGUGAGUUAUCAAUCCGUAAGCCGAUAACGAGUUUUUGAAAAACAAUUUAUUCACUAAAUUUACAAUACACGGAGUCACUCAUACGCCGUUACACAUGUUUUUUCCAUAGCGAUUUAAGGUAGGUAGUUCACCUGUACAUACAGGUACAGGUGCUUAUAAAGGUGAUCCUUCUAAAUAUGAAUGUCAUAAUUUGAAUUAAUUCUGCACUACUCAGAAUAAAGAUUGUUUGAAAAUAAAAUAUUGCAGGGUGUUCCACUAAGGUCGAAGAGGUACGUUAUUAUGGAAACCAUAGACCUUACGGCAUCGGGAUUUUUU